This is a messenger RNA of Nezara viridula (southern green stink bug), 6706 nucleotides long. The record is from the annotation of a GenBank genome assembly. Lineage: Eukaryota; Metazoa; Arthropoda; Insecta; Hemiptera; Pentatomidae.
UGUCAAGACUGUGAUGAUUGCUGAUUUGACUGAGUAAAGUCAGCUGGUUUUUAAGAACUAGCUUGAAGAUAGAAGAUGGCGGCGCUAGUGGCAGGAGGCCAGUAUGGGUUAUCUUCCCAGGAACAUUUUAAUGAAAAUAAGUCUUUAAUAUUUGUGAAACUUACGGAUUCUGCAUUUCGUGCAAUAGAAGAAUACUUGAAAAAUAGGAAUAAGUGCGUUCAGACUCCUACCAUACAAUUUCUCGGAAAUGAAGGGCACCUAUUGUUCCCAAAUGGCCAAUCACCCCGCUCUAGGUCAGCGUUCAAGUUCAGUCUUUCCAAUAACUCCGAUAUUGAGGGACCGCAAGGGUCCUUCGAGUGUAUACGGCACUCGGGACAGAGAAGUUUGGAAACGGUUGGAUCUCUGCCAUGUAAAAUGCGUGUUCAUGCCAAUGAAGACGUUUACGAAACUACGAGGAGUAGAAUGCAAGCUGCAGAAAAGCAGCAAAAAGAAAAUUGCACUAGAGAGAUAGAACUUGAUAAGACUGGUAUCGGUCGCAGAGUGAAAGUUAGGAGCAAAGUAGUAAAUGGCGGUGGCAUCGCCGCUAGAAGAAGUUUACCAGCUGUUACUACGCCACCCGCACCCCAUACCAAACCGCAGGGUAAUAACCAGGCACAGAAGCCAGGAAACCCUGACCUCAUGAAGAGGCCGAUAAGGGAUAGGAUAAUUCACCUAUUAGCUGUAAGGCCAUAUAAGAAACCCGAACUUUACGCAACAUUAAAUAGAGAUGGAAUUAAAGAAAAAGAUAGGUCUAACUUAAUGAAUACAAUUUUGAGUGUUGCAACAAUUAAAGACAACACAUAUCAUUUAAUGCGCCAUGUUUGGAAUGAUGUUCAGGAGGACUGGCCUUUUUAUUCUGAACAGGAUAAACAGAUGCUCAAAAGGCGGAAACCAGAGAAUUUAACUCCUCCUGGCAGUUCGGAUUCUCAAUCACCAAAUUCUAUUCACCCUGGAAGCCCACCAUCAGCGACUGAGCCAUCGAAAAGGCCCGGAUAUUAUGAUGGGGCUGACGGUCUUCUCGUCAAGAGGCAAAGGAUAUCACACUACAAGCGACCUGUAGUUCCACCAGCCACUAGCGUCCCUCCGCGUGGUUUGCCUCACCCUUCUCCGCCCACGCCACCACAGGAUACCUCUCCACCACCACCUAAACAUCCCCCGCCUCCUGAUUUACCAAAAUACCGCAUUGAUUAUACAACGAUAAAAGAUGUAGACCAGAGGCGGAAAUAUAAGGAAGACUUCAAUGCUAACUAUAGCGAGUACAAGAGGUUACAUUCGCAAGUCGAACAAGUUUCUAAAAAAUUCACAUUGCUCCAAGAGCAAUUAAAAAAGGAAGAAAAGGGCAGCGAAGGUUGGCAGCGCAUUAAGGAUCAAAUAAUGAGGGAAUACGAAGAAAAUAAUAGGAAUACCAGGCAUCAAGAUGCCAAACGAAGGUUUCAUUAUCUUCAUGAAAAACUGUCCCAUAUUAAGCGCCUUGUAAUGGAAUAUGACGAGAAACAAUACUCGUAGCCAUAGUACGACUCCGCCCACACAUAUCCGUAUAAUGACGCCAAGAUUAGCAGAUCUCACUUGAUGUCAGUAAAGAAAUUAUCUCUUGUGUCUCUCUUUGUCGAGAGAUCUCUCUAGUUUCUAACUCCUUUACGAAAUUUAUAUAUAUGUAUAUUUUUCUCCAAUGUCUUGUAUAAAACUAGGCUGAAAAUUGUUUUAAAAAACCAUUUAAAAAAUACAAAAAAAAAACAAACAAUAAAAUGGAGACUCAUAAUGUAUUCUGUGGUAAAAAAAGCAAGGUGCAAAUCUAGAUUUAUAAAAUACUAAAUUUUGUUAGUUAUAUACAUAUAGUAGCGAAUAUUCUCUACCUAAGUGCUUUUAUGCUGUAUUAAUUUUUUUUUAUGCAUUUAUCGUGUGUUGAUUAAGAUAUUAUAGUGACAUUAUGUUUACAGUCCAUAUUAUAUAAUGAAAUUCUUAACUAUAGUGAAAUUAGAUAGCAAAAUAGAAUUGAUUGAUUUAUUUGUUGAUAUUAUUAUGGUCUUGAUAUGUUGUUUUUACUUAUUGAAAAGAAAUGGUAUUUUUUUUAAUUAUUGUUAAUUUCUGGUCCAAAAAUAUUAUUUAUUUAUUCAUCAUUUGACCAGCUGAUAUUUUGUUCUUAUUAAUAUUUCUGAUAUUAUUUCAUAUUCCGUUUACCUUGUCAGUACUUCAUAAAAAAAAAAAAUCAUUCGCUAUUAAAAUAUAUAUUCUUUUUUCACUAAUUAAGCAGUAUGACAUGAUAAUAUUGGCAAAUAAAUAAGUUGAUAAUUUUUUUUUGUUUUAUUUAGUUUCUAUAUUUAAAAUUGUAUGCUUCCUCGGUAUAUAGUCAAUUAUUGGAUUCAUACUGACUGAUAGUGUUGUUCUGUUUAUCAGCUUCUAUUACAAUUAUUUAUGUAAUUUUACAAAAAUACUUAAUGCAAAAGUUACAAAAAAAAUUAAUUUAUCGAAAAAUUAAAAAAAGAAAUGACCAAAUACAUAUUCUGUCGUAAGUGUUUAAUGUUAUUUUUCCUUUAGCGAUGUUAAAUGUUUUAUUGCUGCAAUAAAUUUUAUAUUGGUUUAGAAUAUGCAUGAAAAAAAAAAAUAUUUUAUCAAGGAAUUGGAUUAAAAUAAAAUUAAAAAGAAUAUCAUAGUUUUGUAUUUUUAUAUAGUGGUAAUAAGCAGAAUGAAGUUUUUGGUCUAUUCCAUAAUUGCUGAGACCGAAAUAUUUUAAUUUCCUCAAUAAUUAAAUGUAACUAUGGAAAUGUGUGGGGUAUGGUGAUUUGUAUGAUGUUAAUAAACGAUAUGUAUGAAUUAAUGGUAUAAUAAAGUGUAUUUGAUACAAUAUUUAUAGCUGCCACCAGAGAUUCCUCUUUUAAUUAUUUUCUAAAUUAUUAAUGCUAGUUUGUUGAAGUUGAUUUUUAUAUAUAAUAUAUAUAUUUGUAUGUUUUUGUUUUGUAAUGGUUGUUGGAUUAAUGCCAUUGUGCUUUAUAUAUUAUAAGUUUAGAAUUAAAAAUUAGCACGAGGAGAAAUAAAUUAAAAUUUCCAUAUGUAAUUUUGUUUCAAAAUUUUUUAAAAACAUUUUAACACUCCGUCAGGCAUGGUCAAUCAGUAUCAUACACUUAACUUUUGCUUAUAAUCAACACAUUAUCAAAAGAAAAUAUUUACAUCAAAACGUUCGUUUCAAUUUAACUGAUCAAAUAUGUUAAUAGUGUCCAAUUUAAAAUUUUCACAAUACAAAAGGAAAUUAUAUAAGAAAUGUUUUGAGAUGUAAGCACUAUUUAUAUUAAUCUAAAAACUUGUAACAUAAGCUAUAAACCAUCAUUUUUAAAUUUAAAAUUUUCUAAUGUCUUCAUAUCCAUUUCUCUAAUUAAUUUCUGGGAUUUUUCUCUCUAUUAUCAACGGUUUUACUAAGACCCAUUAGAUUUUCUUCAAAAUCUAAUUGUUAAUAUUUAUUAUAAGAAUAAGGUACGAAAUCAGUUAUAUUUAUAAGAUUAAUUUUUGUUUUUACAAAAGUAACAGGAUGUAUGAGUUAUAUCAAUUUUGAUAAUUACACAUAUUUCUCCACAGCCGUUGAAAAACUUGUGAAUUGGCCAUAAAUCAAUUUUUGAUGACACUUAAAAAAAAAAAAAAUUUAGUUAAUCGAAUUGAUCAGCCAUGUCAGACUGAGUGUUAGGAAUUUCUUCUUAUUAUUAAUAUUUUAUUAUUUUCAUUCGAAUAAGUUGUUACCCUACAUCUCUGUUAGUGUUAAUUGCAAUAAAAAAAUUUAAAAAAAGAGAUGAAAAUUUGAAUUUUUCAUACUAACUGUAACGUAUGACAGUAAUCGUUUUGAUUUUAUGGAUAUAAAACUGUUUUGUUUAUUUUAAUAUUAAUUGGUAUUGGUUUUAAACCAUUUUUUAUUGCAUUAGUCAAUGUGCCUCAUUUGAUGCCUGCCAAAUUUUAUCUUUGUAGCUAAGAUAAAUUUGGUUUAUUUUCACACGAAUUGUACACCUAGCAAGACUGAGUGCUUCGAUUCUUGUUGGAUUUAAGUAUUAAAUAAAUUUACACGAAUAACCAAAAAAAAAAAUAUAUAUAUAUAUAUGUAUAUGUAUACAGUUCAUUCCUCAAAAUUUUUAUUUCAUGUAUGUGAGUCUGUAAUUAUACAAAACACAUUUAUUGAUUAAUUUUUCAACAAAAGUGUACUUCAAAUAUACCUCACAAUGGCGUAUGUCUAUUCAACCAAUAAUAGCUAAUGUAUAUGUACACAUACAUCUGGUAUGUAUAUAUAUAUAAAAUUUAAGUCAUUAGCUAACAUUUAUUGUAAAUUAUUGUAGCAUAACCUCUGGGUUACUCAUAUAACCUAUACCUUAGAAUAAAGUAAUAUAGGGUGUACGGUUUCUAUUAUUGACUGUGAUUCGUGAUUGGAAUAUUGUUAUUAGCCUACAACUAUUUUGAGUGUUGCUCAUUCCUCUUCGGCCGGGGGGGUCAGAGUUUGAUAAGGGUUUAUUGAUACUUUUUAGUUCAAAUUUAUCCAUAUGUACAUAAUGUUUAUUUGAUUCUAUUUUUAAAUUUUUAUGUUUGAUUUAAUGUACAGAAUGAUAUAUGCGUGAUUUAAUUUUUUUUUUAACUGUAUUGGAUUGUUAUUUCAUUUGAAUUUCGCAGUACUAAAUUUUUAAAAAAGAACUGUAUGGAUAAAUGUUUUUUAUUUAUCUUGUUUUAUUACGUGACUGUCUUUUUUUUCAAAUAAACUAAUUCUAUCUCGUCACAGCAUUACCUUUGUCAUAAAUGAUCUGAUGUUAGGAUUCAAAGUGUAUCGUUGAGAAGCCGAUCUUUGUUGUGACUUCUGCUGUGACCUCGCAAUUCGAUUACAGUAAUUAGUAUAAUUUAUAGAAUAAUGAUCGCUUUUUUUGGCUACGACCCGGAACUGAUUUAAUGACUAUUAGAAUUUCUGCAUUUUUUUUUCAUUAAUAUAGUUUAAUUUAUAAAGAUACAAUGUUAAUCCCUAUUUUUUAUGAAUUGUCUAGUUUUAUGAUUAUCCGUUAUUCCAAAAAAAAAGCAAAAAAAAAAAAUAAGAAAAGGAAGGAAAUUAAUUGAAUUAAAAGCCAGUACUUUUAAGUUAAAAUGAGGAGUUGAAUAUGUAAUUGUAAAACUUAGUUAGGCCUAUUAAGUACCAAUUUUAAUAAUACUCUAGCAAAAAAAUUAAAAACUUGUAACCAAAUCAUAUACCUGUAUUUAUAUAUUAUAUUUAAAAAAAAUGUUUAUUCAUUGUUAUUUUGUAGGCAUUUAGAAAAAAAAAUAAUAAAAUACAAAAAAAAAUUGUCAUUGAGGAAUUGCAUUAACACUCCUCAUUUUUCGAUAACAUAUUCCUUUGUUCAAUUGUAAUUGUUUUGUUUAUUUUCGAUGAAGUACUUGUUAAGAUUUAAUUUUUCUUUCCUGUUAUGUGUUGUUUUUAAAGGUUGUACAUUUAGUUUAUGUAAAUUAUUUUGUUUCCAUAAAUACUUAUUUUUAUUAAUUUAAUCACGAUUCCAAUAAUAUUGAUGUAUAUAUACAAGUUAUUGAAGCUCAAUCUUUGUUAGAACACGUAAAAUUAAUUGUUCAAGCACAGUGUAUAUAUUUCAGGAAAAUGCCAAGAAACAGAUAUAUUUUAUUUUUUAUUUGUAUAAAAUGUAAUAUAUAUAUAAAUAUUAUCGCCCUAAAUAUUAGUAUAGGUUCCUAUCUAUCAUCAGAAGAUAAAAAGUAUAAUUAUAUAGAAAAAGGAAUCGAAAAUAAAGUUGGAUCAUAAACGAUACAAGCAGUGUACAGAUUUAACCAUUUACUUAAUGCAAACCUUGUUUUGUUUUUCUUUUAUUUAUUUUUUUAUUUAUUUAUUUCUUAAUUAAUAUCUUAUUAUGUCCUGAUGAUUAUAUUUUCUUGUUACCUUUGGAAACUAUUGUAUAUUUUAUGUAGUGUAUCAUGUUUGUGAGAUAACACUUUCCGCAAUUAAAUUUAUAUGUAAGUUAAGUGAUAACAUAAUAAGGAAAUAAAAUGAAAUUUCGUUUUAUGUUUAAGUGAGUGCCAAAUGUUGGUUAUGUAGUGAAAAGAAAAAGAAACAAAACAAUUACACGUUAAUAAAUACUGCAAAGCAAGUUUUAAAAAUCUGUUUAUUACUAUUUUUUGACAAAUAUAUACAAAAACUUAGUGCUUUUUUUUUUUUUUUUAAAUUCAGUUUUCAAAUUAAUAAUUAAAUCGAAUAUUUAAUAGUUGACCGUUGCAUUAUAAAGGAAGGAGAUGGUCCGCAGUGGCGGUCAUAAAUAGGCUAAAUAGUGGCAAAACUAUUUAGACCAUCUCCUUCCUUUAAAUAUUAAAUCAUUAAUAGUUUUUUGACCCCUAAAUCUUCAUAUUUUAAACUUUAUUAUGAAAAGUAAAUAACCAUGUUUGCUGGAGUGCCAAAAUCUGAGAUUAUUUUGGAUCUGGGAUUCUCAGUAUAGUAAAAGAAGUCUUCUUUAGCAGAAACUCAAUGAAAUCAAAUUCAAUGACGAUAAAAUGAAGGAAUAAUAUAAGUAAAUAAAAAUCAGCGAAUUAAAAUGGUAUUUCAUGAAUCAUGUUAAUAUUUUUUAUAUGUACACAAAUGAGUAAUGGUAGAAGAGAGAUUUGGUAUUAAAAUUAAACAUUUUUAAAUCCAGUAUAGUUUGCGAACUGACAUUAAAAUGUU